GCGGGCGUCAACUGGGGAUGGCGAUCCUCAGUUAUUCCUCUCUAGAUAUUUACCGGUUGCCUCAGCGUUUUCAUUUCGCGUUUUUUCGGGAAAAAUGAAAUUCAAAAUAAACAUUUCAAUUUUUUUAAAACUCUUUGUGAUUUCUGAGGUGUUCUUAGAAACAAAUUGUGAACGUGAAAGGGAUCCUAAUCCGACUACCUUUAAUAUCGGUGGCGUUUUGAGCAAUAAUGAUAGUAAAGCUCUUUUUAAGGAAACAAUUGAUCAUCUCAAUUUUGAUUCAUCCUUUGUACCAAAAGGCGUGACUUAUUACAACACAGCCAUAUUAAUUGAUCCUAAUCCCAUUAGAACUGCAUUAAAUGUUUGCAAAUAUUUAAUAUCAAAACAGGUUUAUGCGGUGGUUGUAUCCCAUCCAGUAACUGGAGAACUUUCUCCAGCUGCCGUUUCAUAUACAAGUGGAUUUUAUCACAUUCCAGUUAUUGGAAUAUCUUCGAGGGAUUCUGCAUUUUCCGAUAAGAAUAUCCAUGUGUCCUUUUUGAGAACAGUCCCACCAUAUUCUCAUCAAGCAGACGUUUGGGUGGAAAUGUUGAAAUAUUUCAACUAUAAAAAGAUAAUAUUUAUCCACAGUUCUGAUACUGAUGGCAGGGCGCUUUUGGGAAGAUUCCAGACAACCUCGCAAAGCCUAGAGGAUGAUAUAGAGAUUAAAGUUCAGGUGGAGACUGUAAUUGAGUUUGAAACCGGUUUAGAUAGUUUCAGUGAACAACUUCAUGAAAUGAAACUUGCACAAGCCAGAGUGUACCUUCUUUAUGCAAACAAAAAUGAUGCUAAAGUUAUAUUCAGAGAUGCUGCAACCUUAAAUAUGACAGACGCUGGAUAUGCCUGGAUAGUGACAGAACAAGCAUUGGAUGCUGAUAAUGUCCCCGAAGGAAUUUUGGGAUUAAAAUUGGUUAACGCUACGAAUGAAAAGGCACAUAUACGAGAUAGCAUUUAUGUUCUGGCGUCAGCUUUAAGAGACAUGAAUCAAACCAAAGAAAUAACAGCAGCACCUAAAGAUUGUGACAAUUCAGGUUCUAUUUGGGAAACUGGAAAAGACCUAUUCAAUUUUAUAAGAAAACAAGUUUUGAUCAAUGGAGAAACUGGAAAGGUGGCUUUUGACGAUCAAGGUGAUAGAAUAAAUGCAGAAUAUAACAUCGUAAACGUGCAACGGAAAAGAAAGAAGGUUGUUGUCGGACGACACUUUUUCAAUAGGGAAACCAAUAAAAUGCACUUGAGCGUCGACGAAAAAAUAAUAAUUUGGCCAGGAAGAAAGAACGUGAAGCCUGAAGGUUUUAUGAUCCCCACCCACCUAAAAGUAUUGACAAUAGAGGAAAAACCUUUUGUCUACGUUAGGAAAUUGGAAGGAGUAGGCUCUUGCGAACCUGACGAAAUUCCUUGUCCGCAUUUUAAUGAGACACAUGACAUCACAGCAAAAUACUGUUGUAAAGGCUACUGCAUGGAUUUAUUGAAAGAACUAUCCAAAAAAAUCAACUUUACCUACAGCCUAGCCCUUUCACCAGAUGGGCAAUUCGGUAACUAUGCAUUACGUAACAGUUCAGGUACAGGAAAGAAAGAAUGGAAUGGCCUUAUUGGAGAAUUGGUUCAAGAAAGAGCUGAUCUGAUAGUAGCGCCAUUAACUAUUAAUCCUGAAAGAGCAGAAUUUAUUGAAUUUAGCAAACCUUUUAAAUAUCAAGGCAUCACUAUUUUAGAAAAAAAGCCAUCAAGAUCAUCAACCUUGGUCUCAUUUUUGCAACCCUUCAGUAACACCCUUUGGAUACUAGUUAUGGUUUCUGUUCAUGUUGUAGCGUUGGUUUUAUAUUUACUGGACAGAUUUUCCCCGUUUGGCAGGUUUAAGUUAGCUAAUACAGAUGGAACUGAAGAAGAUGCUUUAAAUCUUUCCAGUGCAAUUUGGUUUGCUUGGGGUGUUUUACUUAAUAGUGGAAUUGGAGAAGGCACCCCAAGGAGUUUUUCUGCAAGAGUUCUUGGUAUGGUAUGGGCUGGAUUUGCCAUGAUCAUUGUAGCAUCAUACACUGCUAACCUUGCUGCCUUUCUUGUACUGGAACGACCAAAAACUAAACUUACUGGUAUAAAUGAUGCCAGGUUAAGGAACACCAUGGAAAAUCUUACUUGUGCUACAGUAAAAGGUUCAGCAGUAGAUAUGUAUUUUCGUAGACAAGUGGAAUUGUCAAAUAUGUACAGAACGAUGGAGGCUAAUAAUUAUGAAACUGCUGAAAAAGCUAUUUCUGAUGUCAAAGCUGGUAAUCUUAUGGCAUUUAUAUGGGACAGUUCUCGCUUAGAAUUUGAAGCAGCUCAAGAUUGUGAAUUAGUAACCGCAGGAGAACUUUUUGGUAGAUCAGGAUAUGGAAUAGGGUUACAAAAGGGAUCACCCUGGUCGGAUGACAUCACAUUGGCGAUUUUGGACUUUCACGAAGGUGGUUUUAUGGAAAGCCUGGAUAACAAAUGGAUUCUCCAAGGCAAUACUCAGCAAUGCGAACAAUUUGAGAAAACCCCAAAUACUUUGGGUCUCAAGAACAUGGCAGGCGUAUUUAUUCUUGUGGGAGCAGGUAUUAUAGGUGGUAUGGGGUUGAUAGUGAUUGAAAUGGUUUAUAAGAAACAUCAAAUGAAAAAACAGAAAAGGAUGGAGCUGGCCAGGCAUGCUGCUGAUAAGUGGAGAGGAUGUGUUGAGAAACGCAAAACUUUACGAGCUUGUUCAACUUUACCUCAACGACGGAUCAAAUCCAACGGUGUUAACGAAGCCGUUACCAUAUCGCACGUAGUUGAUAGAUUUCAAAGAAUGGGCCAAAUGAGUGGACCAGAAAGAGCUUGGCCUGGAGAUACGGAUAUCAGGCAAAGACGGACUGAGGAGACCCUAGCACAACCUGUUCCCAGAUAUUUACCGGGUUAUACUUGGGAUGUAUCUCAUUUAGUUGUAUAAAUAAUAUAUAGGUUUUGUUAUUCUAGUCAAACUUAGUAGCGAAUUGUUAUUUAUUAAAUUAAAAUAUUCAUAUUAUAAUAAAGGAUGUUAGAUACUUAA
Messenger RNA from Ceutorhynchus assimilis (cabbage seed weevil), 3067 nucleotides. Lineage: Eukaryota; Metazoa; Arthropoda; Insecta; Coleoptera; Curculionidae. The record is from the annotation of a GenBank genome assembly.